GCAGUGCCGUUCCUUUUCAGAAAGACAGGAUCUAAAUGUUGUCUCUGGAGACACGAAGCCUUCAGUAUGUUAAAUUACUUUCAUUAUGUAUUUUCAGACGCUUAUUGAUUCCACAGUAAGAAGAGUGAGAGACUGCCGCAGCCUCUAAGCAGCACUACAUGUUCCAUACAUUAGCAGUACUGCUGAAACAAUGGCACAGUACAGACAUAUUUUCAUUCAGGUCUUUUCGAAGAGAUGUUUAUGACCCUCUUCCCCAAGUCCUCUACUAACAAGUGAACAAAAUGAAUCAAUCAAAACUGGAAACGCUUCAACUCCAACAAGAAUUUAUCAAAUCCUUAGCAGAGGGCCCACGGCAGCUAAUUCAGUACUUACAACUGAAAAAUAUGAAGAAUGCAUCUGACCGAGCAUCUCUCUCCCUAUCUGUCUGAACCAUAAACUGCAGGAUAUCCUUGUAACACAUGAUUUUAAGAUACUAAGGAGUUAAAAUCAGAGAAUAUAGGUCUACAUUACUGCUGGAACAUAACACAUCGACAGUAAUCGCCCUACAAAGAUGCUGUACAAAAUAGCCACAAAAAGAAAAACAAUAUAAUUGUAAAAUCCUGAAGACAAAAUGGUGAGCAUUUUUAAAGAGGGUGUUUAUACUUUAACAUACCAGAAUUGUGGAGCUACUAAUUCUUAAAGAAACAAUGAAACAUGGAUUACCAAAAUAAGAAUGCCAUAUAUUACCAGCAAGCUAAAUGAAGCUUCACCAAGUAUUUUCUGCACUAAAUAUUCAGAUAUUUGUAUUAAUUGAUAUUACUAAAGGAUUUUUCAAUUGGAGUUUUAUGACAAAUUAUAUAUCCUCCUCUAAUGAAAACAAACCAGAUUAAAUAGCAGAUGGUUCUUAUCAAAAAACAUAGACUGGAUUUAUAAUAUAAAGCAAGUUAUAUGAUCAAGAAAUCAUUCCAAAAUAAUAAGGACUGCUAAAGAAACAGUUUGUAACAAAAGGAUGUCUAAAUACAUUUUAGGAGCUAGAAAUCUUAUGUUUCUUUUUUUGUUUACACAUGAUCUGGAAAAUAAAGAGACGCUAUCAUAUAUUUCCGCAAAGGGAAACGUAAUUCUUUUCAUUUGAAGAAGUUUGUCUUGGUCGUGACUUUUUAAGACAAAACAAACAUAUUUUGUGCUGGUCUUUAGAAAUCCAUCAGCCAACUAAAUCUCACAAUUCAUGCAGUUGAAGUACUGGAGAGAAAAUGAAACAAUUCCUACAAGACAUGAAAUAAAACACAGCUACUUCACUGUUGUCAGGUAAAAUUCAUGUAAAAUCGGUCAAUGCCAUCAUGUAUCAAUUUGUGAAAAACUGCUAUAAUGAGCCAAAAGGCCCAUAAGGCAACAGCAAACAGGAAAAAAACCCAACUGCUCCAAAAGAAUGUGCUUUUCUCCCAUUCUGGAAAUCAACAUGCAGUCUGAAUCUAACAUUACAGUUCGAGAUGACAUUGAUGACAUCAACACCAAUAUGUACCAACCACUAUUAUAUCCAUUAAGCUUUCAAGCAUCUCUCACCGGAUUUCUUAUGUUAGAAAUUGUGUUGGGACUUGGCAGCAACCUCACCGUACUGGUACUUUACUGCAUGAAAUCCAACUUAAUCAACUCUGUCAGUAACAUUAUUACAAUGAAUCUUCAUGUACUUGAUGUAAUAAUUUGUGUGGGAUGUAUUCCUCUAACUAUAGUUAUCCUUCUACUUUCACUGGAAAGUAACACUACUCUCAUCUGCUGUUUCCAUGAGGCCUGUGUAUCUUUCGCAAGUGUCUCAACAGCAAUCAACGUUUUUGCUAUCACUUUGGACAGAUAUGACAUCUCUGUAAAACCUGCAAACCGAAUUCUGACAAUGGGCAGAGCUGUAAUGCUAAUGAUAUCCAUUUGGAUGUUUUCAUUUUUCUCUUUCCUGAUUCCCUUUAUUGAGGUAAAUUUUUUCAGUCUUCAAGGUGGAAAUACAUGGGCAAACAAGACACUUUUGUGUGUCAGUACAAAUGAAUACUACACUGAACUGGGAAUGUAUUACCACCUGCUCGUACAGAUUCCAAUAUUCUUUUUCACUGUCAUAGUGAUGUUAAUUACAUACACCAAAAUACUUCAGGCUCUUAAUAUUCGAAUAGGCACGAGAUUUUCAACAGGACAGAAGAAGAAAGCAAGAAAAAAAAAGACAAUUUCUCUAACCACACAACAUGAGACUACAGACAUGUCACAAAGCAGUGGUGGGAAAAAUGUAGUCUUUGGUGUAAGGACUUCAGUCUCUGUAAUAAUUGCCCUCCGGCGAGCUGUGAAACGACACCGUGAACGGCGAGAAAGGCAAAAAAGAGUCUUCAGAAUGUCUUUAUUGAUUAUUUCUACUUUUCUUCUCUGCUGGACACCAAUUUCUGUUUUAAAUACCACCAUUUUAUGUUUAGGCCCAAGUGACCUUUUAGUAAAAUUAAGGUUGUGUUUUCUAGUUAUGGCUUAUGGAACAACUAUAUUUCACCCUCUUUUAUAUGCAUUCACUAGACAAAAAUUUCAAAAGGUCUUGAAAAGUAAAAUGAAAAAGCGAGUUGUUUCCAUAGUAGAAGCUGAUCCCAUGCCUAACAAUGCUGUAAUUCAUAAUUCUUGGAUUGACCCUAAAAGAAACAAAAAAAUUACCUUUGAAGACAGUGAAAUAAGAGAAAAAUGUUUAGUACCUCAGGUUGUCACUGACUAGGGAAAAGUCUGUUUCACCAAAUCCACACUCAGAAGUUUUAAGUUUAAAUUGUAAAAAGUGAAAUUACUGCCAAGUAUAAGAAAAAAAUAUUUUAAG
Messenger RNA from Pteronotus mesoamericanus, 2803 nucleotides. RefSeq names its product G protein-coupled receptor 22 (gene GPR22). Lineage: Eukaryota; Metazoa; Chordata; Mammalia; Chiroptera; Mormoopidae. The transcript is spliced from 3 exons. Gene Ontology annotation, molecular function: peptide binding; G protein-coupled receptor activity. Bases 1406 to 2707 code for a protein of 433 amino acids. The record is from RefSeq and is a predicted model, not a curated record. Gene Ontology annotation, cellular component: plasma membrane. Gene Ontology annotation, biological process: G protein-coupled receptor signaling pathway; cellular response to hormone stimulus.